Messenger RNA from Poeciliopsis prolifica (blackstripe livebearer), 3277 nucleotides. RefSeq names its product sirtuin 7 (gene sirt7). The record is from RefSeq and is a predicted model, not a curated record. The transcript is spliced from 10 exons. Gene Ontology annotation, molecular function: NAD+ binding. The coding region runs from base 558 to 1784 and encodes 408 amino acids. Lineage: Eukaryota; Metazoa; Chordata; Actinopteri; Cyprinodontiformes; Poeciliidae.
UGACAAGGUGGGAGUGGCAUUCCAGAAAUUUGUUACAGUGGGUAAAAAGGUGAGUGAUGUACCACAAGUCACUUAAAAGAAUAAUCGGUUCAGAAGUUCAUCAUUGCAAAGUUGACACAACAGUAAUUUAGAGGAUAGAGUACAUAUUCUCAGAUACAGCAGACAAUGUAUAAAACACAAAGAAUGAGGUUUGUCGUAUUUUGGUGAAUACUGGUAAGUAUGAGAUGGCAGACAAAAGGGCAAUAUUGAUAUGGAAGUAAUUUUAGUAGGUUAGAAGUUAAAAGUAGGGAAUGGGAUGCUGUCCAUUUACAGUUCAGUUUUUCUGGUUUAUUUGGAAGGAUUUGUCUUUUCUAUAAUAAUUCUAAAUUUCUCGUUACGCCAGUAAAGCGCCAUCGAGUUUUGUAAACUUUCUGAAUCUAUUGGCAGUUUCACACUCCGAGCAGCAGGGGUCGCUGUCGGUCGCCUCUUCGCGUUGAUCUACUUGCCUGACGUCCGCCUCCGCUGUCAGUCGCUUUGUUUUGAAUCGAUUAGCUUGUUUCCAGCUAGCAGGUGUCGGAAUGGAGGAGGAUCCGGAGACCGGGAAUUCAUCACGGACGGAGAGAAAAGCGUUGGAAAAAGCCAAAAUACUACAACGUGAAAGAGAGAGAAAAAUCUUCCGACUGGUCGGACGGGUUCUGAAGAAGCCUGAGGCUGAACGGUCGGAGGAAGAGGCCGCAGCGCUGCUGCUGCACAGAGAGGCCGUGGAUGAGCUCUGCAGGAGGCAGAUCCGAAGAAAUGUCCUGAAGAGGAAGCAGGAGGAGGUGUUUGACGAUGCUGAUGAAUUGAAGAGUAAAGUCAAGCAGCUGGCUGCGGCUGUCAAGCAAGCCAAUCGCCUUGUGGUUUACACUGGAGCAGGAAUCAGCACGGCAGCCUCCAUCCCAGACUACAGAGGACCUAACGGGGUGUGGACGCAGCUGCAGAAGGGCCGCACCAUAAGCUCUUCAGACUUGAGCAAAGCUGUGCCAACCGUCACACACAUGUGUAUCAGGAUGCUGCACAAAGAGAAGCUUGUGAAACAUGUUGUUUCUCAGAACUGUGAUGGACUUCACCUGCGAAGCGGUCUGCCUAGAGAAGCUCUGUCUGAGCUCCACGGCAACAUGUUCAUCGAGGUGUGCACUUCCUGUUCUCCUGCCAGGGAGUUUGUGCGCUUAUUUGACGUAACGGAGCGUACGUCGCUGCACCGCCACGGGACAGGGCGCCGCUGCAGCCACUGUGGCAGUGAGCUGAGAGACACCAUAGUGCACUUUGGGGAGCGUGGAACCCUGGAACAACCUCUGAACUGGAAGGGAGCGGCGGAGGCUGCCAACGAGGCCGACGUCAUACUCUGCUUGGGCUCCAGUCUGAAGGUGCUAAAGAAAUAUGCUUGUUUGUGGUCCAUGAAUAGGCCUGCAAACAAAAGGCCCAAACUCUACAUUGUGAAUCUCCAGUGGACUCCAAAAGAUGAUCUGGCCUUGCUGAAAAUUCACGGCAAGUGUGACGAUGUCAUGAGGCUCCUCAUGGAAGAGCUGAACAUCCAGAUUCCCGAAUACGACAGAGCAGAGGACCCUAUUUUCAAACUAGCCACGCCUCUUCGCCCAGAAGAAGACCAAAGCCAUAACCGUGAGGUCUUAGCUUCCCCCGACGGUGAGGAAACCCCCUCUGCCGAGAACCAGCCGCCGUCGGAGGAGACCUCAUCGCUGCAGGGCGGCUGGUUCGGUCGAGGCUACAACAAAGGCAGGAGGAGAAAAAAGAAAAAAGCAGCGUAAAUGAGGGAAGGUCUUGGAGAUAAUGAAGUGCAUUCAGGUGCUACCAGUGAUUUAUGUUCCUUAUCUUAUUGAUGAGCGCAGACUCCAGCUUUAAGAUGCUGAAUUGAAAUUAUAAAUAUACACAUGCAGCAUGUGUAAGACUAAUGAAAUUUACAGAAAGCUCUUUGCACUGUUAUUUUGUUCUACAUUCAUUCUGUAGCAGCAGCAGGAAUUAAAAGUAGCUCCCGUCAUGUAGCAGUUUUUCUUUUUUCUUUUUUUUUUAUGCUACCUUUUUUACAGCAGGUGGCAGAUCGGGGUUAAUAAAAGCUACAAUUUUAACCCACUUCAGUUGCUGUGGGAUUACUGAGCAAUUGAAAUUAUUAUAAACAAAACUGUCAGUUAAAAAGUCUUAGAAAGAUCCUGAGGAAGGAAGCUUUCAGGUGAUGAAAACACUCCCGCACUUUUUGCUCAUCUGAUUGCGCCAUAUGCAUGCACAGCACCAUGUUGGCUUUUUGUGGAACAGAUUUGAUUUAACAAUGUUGCCUGUUGGUAGGAGAUUGACUAGAUAAAAAAUAUUAUUGUUCUUCUGGUGCUGCCACAUCAAGUGUCAAUUCCUUUAGUGUUUGUUUGGAAAAACUUAGACCUUUGUUUGUCAACGAAACGUAUCAGAAGAAACAAAGCAGCAAAAAUUUUUUGAGUUUUGUACUGUUAACUUUUCUACAUGCAAAAGAUAUAUUUUUACUCCAUUUUUCAAAAGUUGCAUGUUAAAUUUGUAUACGUUUUAUUUUUUACAUUGCUGUACAUUUAUGUUUAUUUUGAAGGGGUUGUAGUUUACGUAUGCUAUUUCUUGAACUUGGUAGUCGUUCUACCAUUAUAAUUGUAUAUGAGUUAUUUUACAGUUAUCUUUAUUUGUUUACAGAGGUGUAAGAAAAGAAGUGUUUCAUAUUUUACUUGUAUGUUGAUUGCUUCUGUGAUAACUUAAUGUUUUCUUUGGUUAGUAACAAUUACAUUGAUUAUUUUUCUCUCAAGAAGGUCAUAUGACAUUGAGAUCAUCGUGUAAUUCAUUAAAUCAAAAACAGGGAACAGCUAUGAGGAGCUUGGGUUGUCGGUUCCUAAAACUGAAAACAGUAUUAAACCUGAAUGUGAAGACGACUCUGCUUUUCCUUGGUGCAUUUUGUAAAGCAUUUGUUUAUUAGACAGAAGAAAAAAAACUAGCAAUGUUUACCAUUUAAUGCUUUAACUCAUUUAAGAACACCAGAGGUGCUAAUGUUUGUAAAACUUUUUGUUUUACUUGUUUUCUUGACAUUUUAAUGCUAAACGGGUUUAUUUACGAGAGCAGUAUCUUGCUGGAAUGUGUGGAAGAUAAGCAGCUUGAGAACUGUGUAUUAGAAUUGUAUGUUGGUUUGUUGAUGGUUUAUUACUUCCAACUGGUAUUAAACAUAUUUUUUUUUAUUUUUGAAGAUGAUAUUCAGAUGCUAAACAAAAAACAGAAUAUUAAAAACUUUUGUUGUUUA